AUGGUGCGACGCAAUGCAAAGAAGAUAGAUGUGCAAGCAGCAGCAGCAGCAGCAGCAGCAGCAGCAGCAACAGUAGAGAGAUACACACAGCAGCAGCAGCAAACAGAGGAACACACAGCAGCAGCAGCAGCAAACAGAGGCACACACAGCAGCAGCAGCAGCAAGGAGAGGCACGCAGCAGCAGCAAAGCGAAGCACACAGCAGCAGCAGCAGCAGCAGCCGCACCUGAGAUGCGCAGAAGACGAAGCGCUUGGGAGACAGAAUCAGCAGAAGUUGCUGCUGAGUCUCCGUCGCAGUAUCCCUGCAGCAGCAGCAGCAGCAGCAGCAGCAAAUCGAGCAGCAGCAGCACUUCCGCAGCGCCCGCGGCGCCUGCAGCAGCAGCAGCAGCAGCAGCAGCAACUCGCGCAGCAGCAGCACUUCGGCAGCGCCUGCUGCGUCGCCUGCAGCCCCUGCAGCCGCAGCAGCAGCAGCAGCAGCAGCUGCUGCUGCUGCGGCUCCCCGGGUGGCUCCGAAAGCGCUCUCGCUGGGCAGCAAGGUGCUGCUGCAGCAGCAAACGGCGACCUAUAG
Eimeria necatrix is the source of this 567-nucleotide messenger RNA. RefSeq lists its product as hypothetical. The transcript has 2 exons. Bases 1 to 567 code for a protein of 188 amino acids. Lineage: Eukaryota; Apicomplexa; Conoidasida; Eucoccidiorida; Eimeriidae. The record is from RefSeq and is a predicted model, not a curated record.